Lasiosphaeria miniovina is the source of this 1373-nucleotide messenger RNA. Its product is annotated as galactosyltransferase-domain-containing protein. NCBI's taxonomy places the organism in Eukaryota, Fungi, Ascomycota, Sordariomycetes, Sordariales, Lasiosphaeriaceae. Bases 142 to 1239 code for a protein of 365 amino acids. Gene Ontology annotation, cellular component: Golgi membrane. The record is from RefSeq and is a predicted model, not a curated record. Gene Ontology annotation, molecular function: hexosyltransferase activity. The transcript has a single exon.
CAUCCCCAUCCCCAUCCCCAUCCGCCCCCGCAUCCGCCCCCGCCCCCGCCCCCGGACCCGGAGGGUGGGCCGCCUCCUCCCGCGCCUCCGGUGACGGCCCCUACCGGAAAGGAUGGGCUGAAAAUCUGGGAGCCUCCAGACAUGGAUCCCCUCGUUCACGGCAUCCACGCUUCGGACGGCAUCAAGCGGAAGCCAACUUAUCCGCUAAUCCCCUUCCCGCCCUCGCCCAUGACCAACCCUCCCCAAAGAGACGAUAUACAGCGUCCGUGGCUCGGGGCUGUCAUUUGCGCUGCGUGGGAUAUCGAGCGGCGCAUGUUGAUUCGCUACACCUGGAUGAAGCUCUUCAAGAACGUUCCUAUGGACCACCGAUUCGUCGUUUCUAACCCCGGGCCACACUGGACCGACAUUAUCAGCCAGGAAAACAAGACCUACGGUGAUAUGAUUGUUUUAGAACACCUCCCCGAAGACGACUUCACCGCGAAUACGGUCAAGACGAUCGAGUUUUACCGCUGGCUUGUCGACAACAACCAAAGGUACGAGUUCGUUUCCAAGAUGGAUACCGACUUGUUCGUCAACGCCCGCGCCAUGUACGACCAGAAGCUUCUGCCGCGGUUAGAAUCUACCCCCGCGGGGCUCAGAGCGACUGUCAACUACACGACCAUUGGGCAAUUCUACUACGACUCGUACCACCACGCCUCGUUUCCGCACGGGGCCAUCUACACGGUCACCUGGGACGUCGUCGAGCUGCUGCCCAAGCUCCAGGACCAGUACCACAUCAUCGCGGGAGAGGACGUAACCAUGGCUUGGCUGCUGAUGAAGGGCAAGCAAAAGGUGACCAUGGUGGUCCUCAGCGAGGCCGAGAAGUUCGAGUUCGACCGCACCGACAUGCGGCCGACCCCCCCGGGGUGGGGAAGGACGCCCUGGGCGCGCGAAGGGACCGACGUCACCUCGAGCUGGCACGCUAUGCACGGCUCCAACAUCCUCGCCAUCCACCAGCUCAAGAAGGACGACGACUGGCUCAUGGUGACGCAGGAAUUCAACGAGACCGGCGUCAAGGAGAUGCCGCCUUACCCCAAGGACCAGCCCAACGAUGACGGCCCCAAGCCCAGCUACCCGCGGCCUUACUGGACACAGAUCCCCGACGACUAUUGGGAGGUUGACUACGAUGGCACGUUUCUGUGCAACGGCAUAUGGAAGCUGGAGCCUGGUGUGGGGAGGGAUAUGAAGAAAAAGGAGUAAUUUUGUUCGCAUAUAAUAGAUUUUUAGACGAGCGCGAACCGGUGGCGUCAUAACAUCCAGAACUCUCAUAAAGAUUCUAGGUCUUUGUAUUUUGUAUCUUGUAUCUUAAUUAAAUCACCUUCCUUGUUCCCUCA